Molecule: messenger RNA, 7102 nt
Organism: Pollicipes pollicipes
Lineage: Eukaryota; Metazoa; Arthropoda; Thecostraca; Pollicipedomorpha; Pollicipedidae
Gene: Ubr1
Product: Ubr1 ubiquitin ligase
Exons: 30
Coding region: 368-5671 (1767 amino acids)
Biological process (GO): protein ubiquitination; ubiquitin-dependent protein catabolic process via the N-end rule pathway
Cellular component (GO): cytoplasm; ubiquitin ligase complex
Molecular function (GO): zinc ion binding; ubiquitin protein ligase activity
Source: RefSeq, a predicted model, not a curated record
CACUGACUCCGAGAAGCGUCUGGUUAUGGGUAGGAAAUGGUGGAUGGUUGAAGACGUAUGGUUGGGACUGUGUUAUUGGGGUUUAUGCCCCUAGCUAGUAUUUUGGCGAAGUGAUGGGGAAAUCGCGAGAUACAUCCACGUCUUAGAUGCACGGGUGCCUAAGAUACGGAUUAGUGUGUAAUAUGAGACCGCAUGAGACCUUGACAAGUGAAACUUCUUUGUGAGCGUGGUUUCAAGGUCCCGUGCAUCUCCCAGCACCUGAUCUAAAGGUUUUUAUAUGACCAGAUCAGUACGUUGUGAGGCAUUAAGCCUUUACAUGGCUAGUCUAGUCCAAGCUGUUAUCUCACUUGUGUGACAUCAGAGUACUAUGAUGAAAGACAACAGUAGUGAAGCCAUGAAGUCCGAUGGAAAUCCAGUUGCUAUAUGGGAGGCAAAAUUCAAGAAGGACACACUGGUUGGUAGAGACUUCAGGGAAUAUUGGAAGCUGCAUGUACCAAAGAUUUAUGCCCCUGAUGAGAGCACCAACUUUCUGCAUAUCACCUAUGAUGAUGAAAGUACACAGAAACUGCUCUUUGAUACCCUGAAGCAGUUUAUAUGCAUUGACAACCCAGCAGAAGUUCUGAAGCACCUGAAGGAGCUGACCACGCCAGCAGCUCUCUGCGGCAAGGUGUUCCGCAUGGGCGAGGCCACAUACAGCUGUCGGGACUGUGGCCAGGACCCCACCUGUGUCCUCUGCCGGGACUGCUUCAAGGCAUCUGCCCAUCAACAGCACAGGUACAAAAUGAACCAGUCUGUGGGUGGCGGCUACUGUGACUGCGGCGACCGCGAGGCCUGGAAGGACAACUUCUGCUGCAGCAUCCACGAGAAGAAUGCCACCGGCAGCGGCACCAGCUCGCUCUUCAAGUUUCCGCCCGAGAUCGUGCAGCGCGCGCGCGCCGUCUUCGCGGCAGUUCUGGACUACGCUCUGGAGAUGCUGAUGCACGAGAACACGAUGGGCCUGCCUCACGACCUGCGGUGUCCGGCCGAACACGACGGCGACGCAGACGACCUGCUGGCGGGCACCGAGCCCUUCCACACGCCGCUCUACGUCACCAUGUUCUACAACGACGAGACCCACACCUUCGAGCAGGUGAUCGAGUGUCUGCGUCGCGCCGUCGAGUGCUCGCAGCGCGACGCCGUCGACUACGCCACCAUCAUCGACCGCGUGGGGCGCAGCAUCGUCAAGUGCGGCGACUUCCAGACGUGCCACCGGGCGAAGCAGGUGUUCGAGACGCACUCGACCCGUCACAGCAACCGGCCGUACAAGGUGCACGUGAUGCACACGCACGUGGUGGCGCACCAGACGUUCGCCAUGCGUCUGCUGCUCUGGCUCAAGAAGCUGAUCGAGGAGGUGGACGGCUUCCGCACCCUCUUCGGCCAGAUCGUCACCGAGCCGGCGGCUGACGGCCCCCUGCUGGAGCGGGUCAUGAAGACCGACACCCAGCUGUGGAAGCUGGCGCGCAACCAGUGGCAUCUGCUGCUCAUCCAGGGCAUGCUCAUGGAGCACGACAGCAAGAAAGUGUUCGCAAAGACGUUCACCCGGCUUUAUCCGAAUCUGAUGCGCGACUUCAUGCGCGACGACCACAACCACAGCGACUCGGUGACGAGUCUGUCGGUGCAGAUCUACACGGUGCCCACCAUCGCGCACAUGCUCAUCACCGACGAGGACUGCCUCUCGAUUGUGACGCGCACCUUCUACGACGAGUGCAUCAACAGGCGCAACACGCAGGGCGUGCUAGCGUUCAACCCACGCAGCGACAACGUCGCCUGGAGACGCAUCAGCUACUGUCUGAACGACCUGCGCUACCUGCUGAGCGUGCGGCCGACGCAGUGGACCGAGCAGCUGCGGCGCGGCUUCCUGCACGGCUUCACCUCCAUCCUGGAUGUGCUGGCCAUCAUGGAGGGGAUGGACGCGUCGGUGCGCCAGAUGGGCAACCACCUGGAGUACGACCCCGAGUGGCAGACGGCGUUCACGCUAUUCGGCAAGCUCUCGUACGUCAUCAACCACCUUGUGGACUGGUGCAGCACCGACCGCCAGGUGCUCGUCAAGGCGUACCGAGCGCUGCUGCGGAAGCUGUACGGCAAGCUGAGCCCGGAGCGAGUGAAGCCCAGCGCCCAGCUGGAGGCGGUCGGCAAGACCUUCCGCGUGGUCGAGUUCGACAUGUGGCAGAACGCCGUGUCGCUGCACCUGCCACUCACCAGGAUGCUGGCGGGCCUCCACCUGCACCUGGGGGGCUUCGGCCUGACCUUCAACGCGUUCGAGUUUGAGAUGGAGAACCGACCGACCAUCCAGCAGAUCGUGGAGACGUCGCUGCGGGCCGUCAUCCUGACCACACAGGUCCGCGCCGGCAUGUGGCGUCGGAACGGCACCUCUCUGGUCAGCCAGGUGCACUUCUACAGCAACGUGCGCAUCCGCGCUGAGAUCCAGGACCGGGACAUUCAGAUCCUGCAGAUGGCCGCCGCCCUGGAGGACCCGGAUGAGUUCGUCAUGACGCUCAUGCUGCGCUACGGUAUCCACCACUGGCUCGACCCCAACUUCGAGGACGUCAUGCGCCGGACGCCGGACGUGGACGGCGAGACAGCCACAUGUUUCGUGCAGACCGUGCAGGAGUUCACCCACAACCUGGAGGAACUGAUCCUGGUGCUGAUCCACGUGUUCGGCGAGCGCUACCAACCGGGCGUGGGCGCCGUCACCAAGGAGGACUGCCUCAAGAAGGAGAUAAUCCAGUCACUCUGUAUUGAGCCGACGCCGCACUCGAAGCUCUGCAAGCUGGUAGUGGCUGAGAACCACCAGGAAUUGAGCAUCGAGCAGCUAGCCGACCAGGUGGCCGAGUUCAAGCUGCCGCAGCACGGCACCGGCAAAGGCGUCUACGAGCUGAGACCAGAGCUCUACUCGGACUACAACCCGUUCUGGUACCACUAUACGCGCGAGGAGCAAUCGCGCGCCGAGGGUGCGCAGCGGCGGCGCAAGCGGUUGGCCGGCGAGCCGCCCUGCUUGCCGCCGCCCCUGCUGCCGCCCUUCACGCCCGAGUUCUGCAACGCUCGCAACGUGGCCGUGUGUCCGGCCAUGCUGAACGUGCUGCUGACCGUGCUGAGGAGGUCGUCGGACCUGCACGCGCGCGUCUUCUCGGAGACGAUGUUCCAGCGCACGCUGUUCCUGAUCGGCAUGGCACUGAACGAGGAGGAGCGCGGCGCGGCGGCCGACCCGCGUCACGCUUUCGGAUUCUCGCGACCCGCCCAGCAGGCCGGCGUCGUCGACGCCCUCCAGCAGAUGGUGGGCAACCCACGAGUGAGCUCGCACGCCGACCUGCUGACCUGGGUGGUGGCCAAGCUGAACCGGCUGCUGGGCCGGGCGGCGGCCGCCACGGAGAGCUCGUCCGGCGCGGCUGAGGACGCCAGCUCGGAGCAGAAGCGGCGCCGCGAAAAGGCGGCUGCCCGCCGCGCGCGCAUCCUCGGCCAGAUGCAGGCGCAGCAGAAGAAGUUCAUCGCGCAGAACGUGACGGCGCUGGCCGAGCACGAAGAGGAAGAGCGUCUCGCCGGUUCGUCCAUGGACUUGAGCGAGUGCGCCGGCCCGGACGAGUGGCCCGUGUGUCUGGGGCCGCGGCAGACGGCGCGACCGGCCGCCGCCGCCGAGUACACCUGCAUCCUGUGCCAGGCCACCGAGCAGGUGUCCAGCACCCGCCCGGCCAUGGUGAUGGCCGCCUUCGUGCAGCUGUCUACCGUGCUGUCGCGCGACCGCGCCAGCCAGGCGCCCAAUCCGGUACUGUACGUGCCGAGCAACCUGCACCGGUUGCCGCACACCUCCAGCUGCGGGCACGCCAUGCAUGCCGCCUGCUGGCAGCGCCACUUCGAGAACGUCUGUCUGCGGGAGCGGCGCCGCGCGCUCAGGCUGCGGCACAACCUCAGUUAUGAUGUGCAGAAGCGCGAGUUCCUGUGCCCGCUAUGCCAGUGCCUGAGCAACACCGUGGUGCCGCUGGUGCCGGCGCGCAUGGUGGCACUCGACGGAGACGACCGGCCCGCCGUCGACAACAUCAACGUUUGGAUCAAGGGCCUGCAGCUGGCUUGCGCCCACACGGUGGUGCGUGUGAACGAGGCGGCGCCGGGGGGCGCCGAGCCGGCCCGCGUGCGCUGCCGCAGUCCCGGCCUCAAGGCCGUGCUCAAGCACAUGACGCAGCGUGAAGGCAACCAGUUCCGGGCGCAGGUCCAGCAGGGCGACCGGAUAGCCGAGACGCCGACCUCGACGCGUGAGAUGAUGAACACGUUCGCGAUGGUGCCCUGCAUGAUCGGCCUGGACGCCGGCGUCGAGUUCGGCGACCAGCGUGUGGCGUUGAUGUCGCUGCAGACGUGCGCCUACACACUGCACACCACAGAGCAGCUGCUGCGUCACACGGGCCGGCCACUGCUGGCCGAGCUGGGCAGCCGCGGCGACAUCUGCCUGACGCAGCUGACGCACGUGUGCGCCACCAUGCUGCCGGUGGUGGCGGCGCUGGAGACGGCGCAGGAGGCGUGCGGCCGCCUGCUGCGGCUGCUGCUCGAGCCGCCUGCCGACGGGCCCACCGUGAUGCGGCUGGACGCGUUCGGCCUGGUGGUGACGCUCUGCUCGCUGGUUACCGCGCUGUUCGUCGACCACGCCGAUGACAUCCCGGCGCCGUCCGGGUCGCUCCAGGACCUGCAGUGCGUGCGGCUGGCGCUGGUGCUGCACCUGGUGCAGGUGCUGCUGACGAUGGACGUGGCGGAGCUGGCGCGCCAGGAGCCGAUGGAGACGGACGGCGAGCCGGCCGACCAGGACGAACAGCAGUGGCUGGCCGAGCUCUACACGCUGGUCCGCUCGGCGGCCGGCAUCGACGUGGCCGAUGUCAGCCCUCCGUUGCUGCGGCAGUACGUCAUCAACGCCAUCACCCCGUUUCUGCGCUGCUGCGCGCUCUACUUCCACUUCCUGACGGGGGUGCGCGCGCCGGCUGAGCUGCAGCAGUCGCUGCCGCUGGCCGAGCAGUACCCGCACCUGCUGCGCUACUUGGGGCUCGACUCGCUGUGUGUGCCGCAGGCCACCGACUGCCACAGCGUGCUACAGGACCUCAUCUUCAAGUGGUGUCAGCACCCUUCCAUCCGGCCGGAGCUGUCGGGCAGCCGGGGACCGCUCGUCAAGUACCCGCUCUCCGUCAACACACUGAUCCAGCUGCCCGACGACUUCUCCGAGCUCAUCAACAAGGUGUCGGACUUCACGUGCCCGAGCAGCGACGGCGAGUCUCGGGUGCCGGCCAUGUGCCUGGUGUGCGGAGAGCUGCUCUGCUCGCAGUCGUACUGCUGUCAGGUGCAGGUGGACCCGAUCGGCCAGAUCGGCGCCUGCAACGCCCACCUCAUGCGCUGUGGCGCCGGCUCCGGCGUCAUGCUGCGCAUCCGGGAGUGUCGCGUCCACCUGCUCGUCAACAAAGUCAGAGGCGCUAACGUGCCGCCGCCGUACGUGGACAAGUUCGGCGAGAUGGACCAGGGCCUCCAGCGCGGCAACCCGCUGACGCUGUGGCGGGAGCAGUACGUCAAGCUGAACCGGCUCUGGCUGUCGCACGGCAUCCCCGAGGAGGUGACGCGCCACAUGGAGGACUCGUUCAGCCAGACCGACUGGCAGAACCUGUGAGCGGCGGGCGCGCGGCGAGCCGAGCCCCCACUCUGCCGGCGGUCCGGGUGGUGAGGCCGCCCGGCGCGCCGGCCGCGGCGGCGCCGCCGCGACGGCACCGUGUCUUUCGGCGCUCCUCCGUGCAGGAGCCACUGCCGGGCGAGGCCCGCGCUGCCAGCGCCGCGGCGUGGGGCGGAGCAGAGGUUGGGCGGGGUGACGGCGCCGGCUGCCCCCGAACGGUCCGCGGCCGGCCGACUGGUGUCGAUCGGGCCGUGCGCCGGUCUGGCCUCGCGCGGGCCGUAGUUAAGACGGGGCGCCGUUGAGUGGCGUAUGUUCCUCCGAUGUACUAACCCGUGUUACCUGCGAGAUUUAGGGCGCGCCGCUCAGUCGGCGCUCACGAUGCACGGAUUGUUGUAGUCGCCGCCAGCUCUGCUACUCUCACUUCAGAUCUUUCUGUGUUGGCUUGGUGUCGAGGGCGAACGGGCCCGCUGCUGUGGAAGGAAUAGCGCAGUGCAAUCGAGAUUUAUCCUGCUACUGUUGAGUCUGAUAGCCGUUCACGUAUGCGGGCGGUGUGCUGAUGACCGGAUGGCCGCAUCACUCAGCCGCCCUGCGCCGGCGACACGCACCGUCUCGCUGGCGUCCAACCACGUGCAGGAUUCUGCUCCGCCAUCUCGCAGUGAGGGAGAUCACUGCGGAAAAUCGGUCAUGCAACGGGCUGUCAUUGCCAGUGAUGGGCUGUCGUUGCGGGUAUGUGGGGCGUGCCGGCGCCGAAGUCGCCUGAUGACGGAGGGCCGGGCGGACCUCGCGCGUGCUGGGUGAUGGGCGGUGUGUUGACGUGGAUCGAGAUCCGUGCUGUCCCGCGCAGCUUAUACUGGUGUCACAAAACUCGGGACAUGGGAGCGGUUGGGGUCGCGGAUACCUCACAUCCUGGCAAACCAGAGGCAGCGACUUCUUUGUGCAGACGGGCACGGCCACAUUACACAUAAUACUUCCGAAUGCUCUGCUAAUUGCGUGCACUAUUGAUAGCCGCACUAACGGUCGACACUUGUAACCUCUGUCAACGCUUCCACGCCGUAGUGCAAUGCGCAUCGCGCUGCCGACAGCCGCUGUUUGCUCGUCGUUCGGCCGGGUUCACUGUCGUCGCCGCGCUGGAAGCCUAGCGCCCCGCUGUGAUGCACCGUCUGCUUAGUGCGCGCUCGGCCGACCGCGCCGUUUGACGUCUGACCAGGGGCUGGAUGAGGGCGCCGCCGACCGGGCGCCGCCCAGCGCUGUACAUAGUGGGACUGUUGUGAGCGCGUGUCGCUGCGACCGCGCGCUGCUGGGCCGCCGCUCGCGCCCGGGCUCGGGUGGGUCUGGUACUGCGCCGGCGCCCGUGAGGUGUGCUGUAACAUGUCCUUAAGUAGAGAUAUGCGUGUUCUGCCUUCGAAAAUGGUUUAAUAUAUUGCUGGAGUU